Molecule: messenger RNA, 2232 nt
Organism: Exophiala spinifera
Lineage: Eukaryota; Fungi; Ascomycota; Eurotiomycetes; Chaetothyriales; Herpotrichiellaceae
Exons: 2
Coding region: 1-2232 (743 amino acids)
Biological process (GO): chromatin remodeling; regulation of transcription by RNA polymerase II
Cellular component (GO): nucleus; nuclear chromosome; SWI/SNF complex
Molecular function (GO): transcription coregulator activity
Source: RefSeq, a predicted model, not a curated record
AUGAGCAAUUCUCCCGACGGUGCGACUGCGGUGGCCGCGCCUGUAGAGAAUUCAUCCAAUGCGUCCUCCAACAAUGCCGACACCAUAGCCCAGGGGAAGGAAAAGGCCAAGGAGGUAUUAGCUGCUUCGGGCAUUGAGGUCACAAAGGAUGUUAGUCCUACAGAGCGCAAUGGCCGUCGUGAUAGUCCCAGCCCGGACCGCAUACUUAAGCGCAAACGCGACACUCCCAUCGAGCGAAUACAAGCCGAUGAAUAUGUUCAGCGUGAAUACCAUUACAAAGCCCUCCUAGCAGAGCAGCACACUCACGGGCUGCUGGCGCAAGAGAAGAAACAAGAGCUGGCGCUGUACCAAAGCUUGCGCCCCCAACGUGAGCAUGAUCCAGGUUCUAUCUUCGGGCACGGCUAUGCAGGCUUUGGGAACCCGAGAACCGACGACAAAACCCUGCGCGAUCCCAUCGUAUACCCUCGUCAGCGGAGGCCUGGCAAGAAAAAGACAUUGCUCUCACGGAUAUCUCGAAAAGACCAGCUCAAUCAGGCCGAGCAAAGUGAAGAGCUCGUCCCCGUCCGGCUCGAUAUCGACUGGGGCAAAAUAAAACUGCGCGACACGUUUACAUGGAACCUCAAUGAUCGGACAACAUCGAUUGACUAUUUCGCGGAGAAGCUAGUCGAAGACUUUGGCCUAGAUAUUCAACAAUGCCGCCCGCUAAUUCAAUCUGUAGCGCAUAGCAUCCGGGAACAGAUCACCGAUUACUGUCCUCAAAUCUUUGGGGAUGACGAGCCUUCGGAGCCGUCACUGCCCUACUCGGCUUACAAGAACGACGAAAUGCGCAUCCUGGUCAAGCUCAAUAUAACAAUCGGCCAGAAUACUCUGAUUGACCAAUUUGAGUGGGAGAUUAACAAUCCUUACAAUUCACCAGAGGAGUUUGCGAGGCAGAUGACGAAUGAUCUGGCAUUGGCAGGAGAGUUCACGACUGCCAUUGCUCAUUCGAUUCGCGAACAAAGUCAACUGUUCUCAAAGUCCCUACACAUUACUGGAUAUCCAUUUGACGGCAGGCCAGUUGAAGAUCCCGACUUGAGAGAGAAUUUUCUCCCGUCUCCUAUUCCCGUCACGUUUCGUCCGUAUCAAUCUGCCAAAGAUUAUUCACCAUAUCUCUAUGAGCUCAACGAGACCGACCUGGAACGGACAGAACUCUCUAUAUCCCGGGAGCAGCGAAGACAGAAGCGGUCGACGAACCGUCGCGGUGGGCCUGCUCUACCAGAUCUCAAAGAUCGACAACGCACGAUAAGGUCGCUUGUCGUUUCUUCUGUUAUUCCAGGAGGCGCAUUAAGCAUGGAAGAAAGCAGGAUCUUUAGGGUGCCCAAAGCAACUCGCCGGUCUGCCCGAGGAGCCGGCCAGCGCGACGGUUUUGAAGAUUCAGACGAUUCUGAUAGUGAAGAUUCCGGACCGGAUUCUCCUGCCAUUCCUACACAUCUGCUGCAGCAGGGUACUCGCAUACGGAGUGCGCGCAAUGCUGCGCUCUCGGCAACUGCUGGCAUUCGCUCCAAUCUCUCUGGUUUAACAUCCAUGCGCUCGGCAACGCCAGAUUCAGUUGCACCUUCGCAUCAUGAAAGCAGAGCCUCGGCCCGAAAGCGAGAAUACAAAGAAGAAAGCGACGACGAAGAAUCCGUUGCAGACAAGCUCGUCGUCAUUUUGAAGGUUGGAAGAGCCAAACUACGAGAGUGGACACGCUCACAACGAUUGAGAGACCGUGCAGGCGCCUCCACCGCGUCUAAUCAAGGUAGUCCUGGAGUCGGGACACAUUCGAGAUCUGUGUCGGCGGCGCCUUUGAACCUUGCUGCCAUGCCCCCUCCACCUUCACCUGCUCCAGCUCCUGGGGAGAUCCCGGGCGCUGUGGAUGCUACCUGGCAUCCUCCCAGCCCAGAACACCCAGCACCGGCGCCGCCUACCUGGCUCCUCCAGGACCUGGAACGGCUUAAGCUGACCCGCCCUGAUGAUGUCUACGAGCCGUGGAUGAAGCACGUCGCAGUUGACCCAAAGACACAAAAGCUCGUUACUCCGAAUGAGGCGAACAGGUCAUUUACACACAAAUACGUCCCGCGGAUCCGUUGUCCUGACUGCCCUGCUAAGACUUACCUACCCGGUCCGGGAUUGACAGCAUCAGGGUUCGAGAAUCAUGUGAAUACUCGUUCGCAUAGAAGCAACGUGGAGGAGCGGAUUGCAAAAGCUAAAUAA